AGCUGCUUUUAUGAAUGUGAAUGUCGCUAUCCAUGGUGCUGAACGCAUGUUUCUGGUUUCCAAACCGCAGGACAAAAUUGUAAAUCAUUUUCAACCCUGAUCUCAUAGAAAUUAGGCUUUCAUACUGGCUCAAACAUUAGCAAUGUAUUUGUGAAGAUACAUACUUUGUCUUUAGUUUGAUUGUGUUUCUUUUCCCUUUAUUCGUGUCUGGCUUCUGAAGAAAGCGGGUUUUUGUUGGUGUGCUGAAUAAACCAUCUUUCUGGAAUGUUGAUUUAAAAAAAAAAAAAAAACCUUCAUUAACCACAUUAGUUGUCUCGUGAAGUUUUGACUUAGUGUCGAAAACAGGUCAUUUUGUUAAAAAAAUACAAACAUAUGAAGUUUUAAUCGAAAUUAUCACUGUGAUAAAUUAGGCAGUUAAGCCAAUUCUUCUUUGAGUUAUGAAAUGGUUUAGCUACAUGUUCAAGUGGAAAUUAAGAGUGUAAAGGUCUGCUAAUAUUAGUGUCUGUAUGUUGAAUGUAGUUCUCGCAAGUGUCCACAUGACGACAUUGUAGACCGUCACAUUUGAACUAACUCUUUGGUAGCACGGGGCUCCUCCCAGAUUCAGAGGAUGAUGAUGUUUCUCAGGCGAUUCAAACAAAGAGACUCGGGGAGCGAAAGAGGACGGUGCGACCACCAUUUUCCUAUUGUACUGCAUAUAUACCGAUAAAUUAAUUUAGUAGGUUUCGUGAUGCUGUUUAAUGCAUCCAUAUGAGUGACCUUAUCAGCCAAAUCAAUGUUUAUGCCGUCUCUCGAUGUGUGGAAUGAUGCAUUUGUCGAGCAGAAGGAGCUGUGUGUGGAUAUAUCUCCUGUUCGUGCUGCUGGAUUGUUACUGGGAAGCGGUGUCUGGGCAGCUCUCUUACUCCGUCUCAGAGGAGGUGAAUCUGGGGACUGUUGUCGGAAAUAUCGCUAAAGAUCUCAACAUCAAUGUGCAGGAUUUGGAGUCCCGCAUGUUUCAGAUCGUUGCUGGAUCAAAGAGAAAAUAUUUCGAGGUAAAUCUAAAGACUGGUGUCCUGUAUGUUAAUGAGAGGAUAGAUCGAGAGGAACUCUGCGGCAACGAACAGAAAUGUUCCCUCAGUGUAGAAGCAGUGAUUAAUAACCCUUUAAAACUGUACCGGAUUGAAAUUAUAAUCUUGGAUGUAAAUGAUAAUUCCCCGUCAUUUUUAAGAACGUCCCAGAUAAUUAACAUUAGUGAGAGCACGGCAGCAGGAGCUAAAUUUCCUCUGCAUCCUGCUCACGAUGCAGACGUCGGUAAAAAUACUGUAAACAGCUACAAGCUGAGCCAAAAUGAACACUUCUCUCUCGUCACACAUAAAGGGGAGAGUGUAACUGUAGAAUUACAGGUUCAGAAAGUUUUAGACAGAGAAAAACAGUCUGUGAUCCGACUCACACUAACUGCUCUUGAUGGAGGAAGUCCUGUUAAAUCUGGCACUAUGGUAAUUGUGGUAAAUGUAUUGGACAUAAAUGAUAACGCUCCUAUAUUCAGUCAAACUCUGUACAAAGCCAGUGUGUAUGAGAAUGUGAAGGUAGGUACAUCCAUAAUAACAUUAAAUGCUACUGAUUUAGAUGCAGGUCAGAAUGGACAAGUUGUGUAUUCUUUCAGUGAGGUAGGCCGGGGAAAACAAACCGAUCUGUUUGCUAUAGAUGAAAAAACUGGAACUGUAACAAAUAAAAAGAAUAUCGACUUUGAAGAAAAUAAUGCUUUUGAGAUUCGAGUACAAGCCAGUGAUGGAGCCUCUUCUCCUCUCACUUCAAAUGCCAAAUUAUUAAUUGAGGUUUUAGACGUCAAUGACAAUGCCCCUGAAAUAUCUGUUACGUCAUUGUUAAACACCGUGAAAGAGGAUGCGUCCAUUGGCACCGCCAUUGCACUAGUUUCAGUAUCUGAUAAAGACGGAGGUAAAAAUGGGAUGGUGAACUGUAAAAUCUCCAAUAAUGUCCCUUUCAAAUUAGAGUCAAAUCAUAAGAAUUACUACUCGUUGGUGGUGGACGGUCCUCUGGACAGAGAGAGCUCAGCUGAAUACAACAUCAGCAUCACUGCUACUGAUGAGGGCAGCCCACCUCUCUCCAGCACGAGCGUCAUUAAUGUCCACGUCUCAGAUGUCAAUGAUAACAAACCUCUAUUCACAGAAAACAUAAUCAAUGUCUAUGUGAAAGAAAACAGUCCAGUAGGAGUAGUUUUAAAAACAGUUUCAGCAAUUGAUGCAGACAUCGAUCAGAAUGGUCAGGUGAGCUAUUCAGUUUUACAAAGUAACAGUAACUCACUGCCGUUAUCUACAAUGGUGAACAUCAACUCAGAGACUGGAGAUAUAGUCAGCCUGCAGUCUUUUAACUAUGAGGAGUUGAAAACGUUUCAGUUUAAAGUUCAGGCCACAGACUCUGGUGUUCCUCCGCUCAGCAGCAACGUGACUGUCAACGUUUUAAUUCUGGAUGAAAAUGACAAUAAUCCAACAAUUCUCGCGCCAUAUUCUGAGCACGGCUCCGUUAACAGUGAGAGCAUCCCCUAUUCUGCUGAAGCGGGAUACUUUGUGGCAAAGAUCAGGGCUGUAGACGCAGACUCUGGAUACAAUGCGCUGCUCUCUUAUCACCUCUCUGAGCCCAAAGGAAACAACCUCUUCCGCAUCGGAACCAGCACCGGAGAAAUCAGGACUAAGAGGAGAAUGAGUGACAAUGACCUGAAAACUCACCCCUUGGUGGUGUUGGUGUCUGAUAACGGAGAACCCUCCCUGUCAGCUACUGUGUCUAUUGAGGUGGUGGUGGUUGAGAGCACAGCUGACAUCCAGACUCAGUUCAGACAUGUGCCCAUAAAGGAGGACAGCUUCUCUGCGCUGAACCUGUAUCUGCUGAUCGCCAUUGUGUCGGUGUCAGUCAUCUUUCUGCUCAGCCUCAUCAGUUUAAUAGCUGUCAAAUGCCACAGGACAGACGGCACUUUCAGCAGGUACAGCGCCCCAAUGAUCACCACCCACCCUGACGGGAGCUGGUCUUACUCCAAAGCUACUCAGCAGUAUGACGUGUGUUUCAGCUCAGACACACUCAAGAGUGACGUAGUGGUUUUCCCCGCACCGUUUCCGCCUGUAGAUGCUGAGCUGAUCAGUAUUAAUGGAGGAGACACUUUUACCAGAACUCAGACUUUACCCAACAAAGAAAAGUUCGCUUAA
Messenger RNA from Epinephelus lanceolatus (giant grouper), 3191 nucleotides. The record is from RefSeq and is a predicted model, not a curated record. NCBI's taxonomy places the organism in Eukaryota, Metazoa, Chordata, Actinopteri, Perciformes, Serranidae.